Paramecium pentaurelia is the source of this 567-nucleotide messenger RNA. The record is from the annotation of a GenBank genome assembly. NCBI's taxonomy places the organism in Eukaryota, Ciliophora, Oligohymenophorea, Peniculida, Parameciidae.
AUGAAUAAGAAAAUGUUAAUUCUCCUGAACCUAAUUAAUUUGAAAAAAAUAAAUAAAAUAACAAUAAGGAUACAAACUUAAAAUAAACUAAAAGUAUAAUAUCAAUUGAUAAAAAUAAUAUCAUCGUAAUCAAUCAUUUGGAUAAUUUAAAUAUUGAAAAUUAGAAAGUAUAAUUACAAAAUUAUUGUAUUUGAUCAAAAUGAAAACUUUGAAGGAGUUGUUUAUAGUUGGUAUGAAAAUAGGUAUAAUAGACGUAAAACCAUUAAAGAUUGUUUAAUUGCUGAUUUUAGUUUGGAUCAAAAUUAUCUAAUUUAUAGUAAUUAAACCGCAGAUUUUUACUUGAUUGAUAUCUAAAUAACCAAUUAAUAUAAUAGUGAAACUAUAAAAGUGAAAUUUAAUAAUACUUCUUGCUAAACUUUUAAUUUUCUAAAAUUGAAUUCAGAAAAGUCAAUAUUAUUUUCAGGAAACAAGGAAUAGAUGUUCUUUUGGAAAUUUUGUAAGGAAGAAGAUCAGGCUUAAUUAUUGCUAAGAAUAUUGGAAAAUAACCAAAUGCUUCAGAUAUUUUGA